Echinops telfairi (small Madagascar hedgehog) is the source of this 1602-nucleotide messenger RNA. RefSeq names its product monocyte differentiation antigen CD14-like. The transcript is spliced from 2 exons. Lineage: Eukaryota; Metazoa; Chordata; Mammalia; Afrosoricida; Tenrecidae. Gene Ontology annotation, molecular function: lipopolysaccharide binding. Gene Ontology annotation, biological process: toll-like receptor 4 signaling pathway; positive regulation of type II interferon production; positive regulation of non-canonical NF-kappaB signal transduction. The coding region runs from base 42 to 1445 and encodes 467 amino acids. Gene Ontology annotation, cellular component: membrane raft; lipopolysaccharide receptor complex; external side of plasma membrane. The record is from RefSeq and is a predicted model, not a curated record.
UCAGGCGCUGGCAUCAUGCCUUCCUUGUAUCCUAAGGGAGGAUGGGUCAUCCUGGCACUCCUAAGGCCUCGGAUGCCCUGCAGUUACCUUUCAGUCAUGACGCCUCAUCCAUUACAAAAUUUCCCAGAAGGGAAGUGAGGUUGCAGGUGGAGCCUGUGGUUGGGAGGCACAGAAAUGGGAAGGGGGACCAAAGUUCAUUAGAUGAAACCAAGUUCACGGAUCAGGAGGAUUAUGUAACCUUUAAAGGCCAGACAGGAAUUGCCUGGGAACUUGGAGGUGAGCGGGUACCCCUGUUUGGGAAAGAAGCGGAAGCCCUUCAGAGUGUUCUGGGGCGCAGCGGUCCGAGGACCAUGGAAUUCCCGCCUGGCUUUUUGCUGCUGCUGCUGCUGCCACUGCUGUGUGCUGCCUCGGCGGUCCUGCCGGAGCCCGAGUUUGAGACAGAGCCCUGCGAGCUGGAUGAUGACGAUUACCUCUGUGUCUGCAACUUCUCGGGUUCAGAGCCCUACUGGGCCAGCGGCUACCAAUGUAUGGCUGCCGUAGCAGUGGAGAUCCGUGGUGGCGGUCACAAUCUUGAGAAGUUUCUAGAGGUCGCUGAUACGGACCCGGGGCAGUACGCUGACAUGGUCAAGGCUCUGCGCGUUCGGCGACUGACGGUGGGCGCCGCCCGGGUGCCGGCCCGGCUCCUGUUUGCGGUCCUGCGUGCGCUGGGCUACUCCCGCCUCGAAGAACUGACGCUCGAGGACCUGGAGGUCACGGGCACGGCUCUGCCGCCGCUUCUGGAAGCCACGGGGCCUGCGCUCUCCACCCUCCGCCUCCGCAACGUGUCGUGGGCCGCGGGGGGCGCCUGGCUGGCCGAGCUGCAGCGGCGGCUCAAGCCGAACCUCAAGGUGCUGAGCGUGACGCAAGCACACCCGAUUGCUUUCUCCUGCGAGCAGCUGGGCGCCUUCCCGGCCCUCACCACCUUGGACUUGUCGGACAACCCGGGGCUGGGCGAGCGCGGGCUGCCCGCCGCCCUGUGUCCGCACAAGUUCCCGGCGCUCCAGGUGCUGCAGCUGCGCCACUCGGGGAUGGAGACGCCGAGCGGCGUGUGCGCGGCGCUGGCGGCGACGGCCGUGCAGCCGCAGCACCUGGACCUCAGCCGGAACGCGCUGCGCCCCGCGGCCAGCCCAGGCGCCCCCCCGUGCGUGUGGCCCAGCACGUUGAGCUCUCUCAGCUUGGCCUUCGCGGGACUGGAGCAGGUGCCCAAGGGCCUGCCGGCCAAGCUCAGCCGCCUGGAUCUCAGCUGCAACCGCUUGAACAGAGCGCCGCGGCCAGAUGAGCUGCCGCAGGUGGAACACCUGACACUGGCUGGGAAUCCCUUCCUGGGCCCUGGCGCCACCAAGCCCCGUGAGGGCCCGCAGACCUCAGGAGCCACCGGAGUCUGUGGGCGCUCGCCGCCCGCGUAAGGCUGCCAGGCCGUCUCGUGCUGCUCCCAGGACCCCGAGGCUUCACCGAAGGCCUACGAGAGAAAAAGGUCAAUGUUGAGUGGGCUCACGCUGACCUGCCAAGACUGCUAGACAAAACGAACGCUUGCCCUUCUUUUAUUAAAUUCUCAAACAGCGA